Molecule: messenger RNA, 1487 nt
Organism: Baudoinia panamericana UAMH 10762
Lineage: Eukaryota; Fungi; Ascomycota; Dothideomycetes; Mycosphaerellales; Teratosphaeriaceae
Exons: 2
Coding region: 179-1357 (392 amino acids)
Biological process (GO): L-methylmalonyl-CoA metabolic process
Cellular component (GO): mitochondrion
Molecular function (GO): methylmalonyl-CoA epimerase activity
Source: RefSeq, a predicted model, not a curated record
GUCAUGCAUCUCGGGACUUGAGUUGAGUGCUCCAUAUUGGUCUCGCUACAUGCGGGGCGAGACUGCGCUGUACCUAUAAGCAGCAUCAUGUGCCACUAUAGCCGGGUCUCGUUUCAAGAACGGCAGACGCUUACUACCUCUCCUUCGCCAUUACUGCCACCACUAACCCACAGCGACCAUGGCUGACACACACCCUUCCACCAACGGCGCAACCACCACGUCCCCACACGAAACCUCCGAGCAAUGGGGUGCCCUCCGCCCCGUCACACUGGACGCCAAUGGCGUCCUCAAGACACCUCACGGCGAUGUCAAACCCAACUUCGGCGCCUCACUCCCCGAUACCGAAGAUAGAGGCGCUGACUCGGAACCGCUUCGCUCAUGGCAGAAGCGCAACAAUAUCGACACUUCCGCGCAGGUCAAGCUCGUCAAGCUGGUGCAUAUGCGAUAUCAACAUCCAGACUUGGAAGAGAUCACGACCUUCCUCCGAGACUUCGGAAUGCACAUUGCCAAGCGAAGCGAAGACGGCAACCAACUCUGGUUCCGAGGCUACGGGCCAGACCAAUACGUGUACUACGCCCAAAAGGGUCCCAAGAAGUUCCUAGGCGGCACGUACUCGGUCGAAAGCAUGGCGGAGCUAGAGAAGGCGGCGAAGAUUGAGGGAGCGGGCCAGAUAGAAGAACUCAAGGACGCACCCGGCGGUGGUCACCUUCUCACCCUCACCGAUCCCGAGGGCUUUCUCGUGAAUCUCAUGUACGGCCAACAACCUGCUCCAACGGACAACUACCCGCAGAAGGUGCUCAUCAACGACGAAACGGACAAGCCUCGUGUUCGCAAAUUCAAUCGCUACACCCCCGGCCCCGCCGCCGUGCACAAACUCGGCCACUACGGCCUCUGCGUGACAGACUUCGCGACACUGCUGCAAUGGUACACGCGCAACUUCAAUCUCGCGCCCACGGACUUCCUGUGGGUGCCGCAAGAGGGUACGGACAGGAAGGACGUCGCCGUCUUCGCGCACAUCGAUCGCGGAGACGAUCCGGUCGAUCAUCAUACUUUCUUCAUGUCGACGAAUCCGACGAGCCACGUGCAUCAUUGUAGCUUCGAGGUGCAUGAUUAUGAUACGCAGCAUUUGGGCCAUCAGUGGCUGGGGAGCAAGGGGUAUACGAGUGUGUGGGGGAUUGGGAGACAUAUCCUCGGGUCGCAAAUCUUCGAUUAUUGGUGGGACACGACCGGCAACAUGGUCGAGCAUUAUACUGAUGGCGACCUUGUCAACCAGCAUACACCGAUUGGAUGGAGCGAUGCGAAGGAUGAGGCGCUUGCGGUCUGGGGUCCCGAGGUGCCGAAGUGGUUCUUGGAGUAGUCUGUUCGAUGCAUGUAGAGCAAGACGCCUUUUGAAUGGCCCAUCUUGUACAUCGUCGCGCCAUCAGCCAGCGCGCUCAAGGUGCCCACGAUGCGGCCGCAGUUCGGCCGCCCUGCCGAAGUUCGUAGCA